AGGCAGGCUGCUGGGAGGAGUGACUGAGAGCGAAGCAGGCAAGAAGAAACAAGGAACACAUUUUAGAAGAGCAGGAAAAGGGAGGAUCGCAGACAGGAGACUCUCUGGAUUGUCUGUCUGUUGGGCACCUGGGACACUGUCAUUGUGCUUCUCAUUAUAUUUUUUUCUCUCUUUUCCUCUGAACCAGUGGACCGGUGGAGAUUCCUUUUUUUCUUGGUGCCAUAUCAAUUAGGAGCUGGGAUUGUUUCUGUGUAAUCUGCUCUUCUCUGGCUGAACUGUUACACACUGAGAUUGCUCCUGCCUGAUACGGACUCUUCCCAAAGUGUAUCUGUUAGCACGCCGCUGAGGAUAUAUCCUGUUUCCGACAGUACAACACAGAGCAGCUGGGAUAUCAGACUACAGAGGAGAGAGAGAAAGAGAGAGAGAGAGAGAGAGAGCUGUGAGAGAGAGCAGCCGAUUGAGCGACAGAGAGUGUGAGAGAGGUUGAAGCCGAGGAGCGAGCCAGUGAGGGACAGACAGGACACGCAGCAGCUUCCGUUUGUAACACACCAGGAGAUUUAACUAAAAGGCGUCGUCAGGCAGGAGCUACCCCCACAGAGGCAACCCCUCUCCCCAGCCACUCUCUGUCAGACGAACACUGCCUGCUCCGGAGGACCAGCAGUGAUACAAGACACCAGUGUGGACGGGGGAAAAAAAGGGACCUACAGUCAGAGAGCCGAGCCCCAGUACUACUAACGCUCGUCCUCCGCCUCCGCGCAACCAUUCCCUGCCACGGCGCUAAGGAUUCCAGCUACAUGGGCAAGCGAUUGGAACAGCAACCAAUGUACCCUCAGUACACAUACUACUACCCCCACUACCUCCAGACCAAGCAGCCCUAUGCUCCACCCCUCCACCCCAUGGCUCCGCCCAGCCCCAGCCACAACAGCUGUAGUCACGGUGGAUCCGAGCUGCUGAGUAAAACUAACCUGUACAUUCGAGGCCUGCCCCCGGGGACCACGGACCAGGAUCUCAUCAAGCUCUGCCAACCAUAUGGAAAAAUUGUGUCAACCAAGGCGAUCCUGGACAAGAACACCAACCAGUGCAAAGGAUAUGGCUUCGUGGACUUUGAUAGCCCAGCUGCAGCACAAAAGGCGGUGUCGUCUCUCAAAGCCACCGGGGUGCAGGCUCAAAUGGCUAAGCAACAGGAGCAGGACCCCACCAACCUGUACAUCUCCAACCUGCCUGUGUCCAUGGAUGAGCAGGAGCUGGAGAACAUGCUGAAGCCGUUCGGUCACGUCAUCUCCACGCGCAUCCUGAGGGAUGCCAACGGGGUCAGCAGAGGGGUCGGCUUCGCCAGGAUGGAGUCGACGGAGAAAUGUGAAGUGGUGAUACAGCAUUUCAAUGGGAAAUACCUGAAAACCCCACCAGGCAUUCCAGCCCCCAAUGAGCCUUUACUGUGCAAAUUCGCUGAUGGAGGGCAGAAGAAACGCCAGAGCCAGAGCAAGUACCCGCAGAACGGGCGGCCAUGGCACAGGGAAGGCGAGACUGGUAUGCAGUUAACAUAUGAUCCUGCUGCUAUGCAGAACGGGUUCUACUCCUCGCCUUACAGUAUCGCCACCAACCGCAUGAUCGCACAGACAUCCAUUACGCCUUUCAUCGCUGCUUCCCCCGUCUCCACAUAUCAGGUCCAGAGUACGUCAUGGAUGCCUCAUCAACAAUACGUUAUGCAACCUACAGGUGCAGUGAUCACCCCAGCCAUGGACCACACCAUGUCCAUGCAGCCUGCCAACAUGAUGGGCCCGCUCUCCCAGCAGAUGAACCAUCUGUCCCUGGGCACUACAGGAAGUUACAUGACUGCUGCGGCUGCCGGGGCGUCUAUGCAAGGGACCUACAUUCCUCAGUACACGCCUGUGCCUCAGACAGCCGUCCCCGUUGAAGGAGUGGUCACGGAUGCCUCUCCUCAGUCAGUGGCCCCCUCGUCGCAUGACGUGAGUGGGCAGCAGCAUCAGAUCCAGGUGGACGGGCCCAGCGACCAUGUUGCUUACUCAUACCAGUCCAAAUAGCGACAGAUGAGGAGAAUAUUCCUGUGACAGUGUUGCCUUGAGACAGAGGGGUUGGCUGUACUGAGAAUGUGGAGAGAAGAGUGAUUGCUUCCAGAUUGCCCAGGCACCAAAAAAGAGACACUUUUUCAUUUCCUACCUGGCCUAAGAGAGUUACAGAGAGAGAAGAGAGAGAGAGAAAGAGAGAAGGGAGGGUGGGUUGGGGGGAUGAAGUCGCUGGGCACAGUGCAAAGAGUUGAAAAUGUUUAGUCUGGCAACCUGCCUGGUGGGCUGGGCUUCAGCUUGACUUACUCAACUGAAAAAAAUAAAAAAUAAAUAGGGAAAUGUUCAAUGCGCAGGUAGGUAGGUGAUGAGUUUUAUUUUGUAAUUAGAAAAGGGGAAGUCAAAGUUUGAGAUACACAGAGAUUGUCUUCCUUAGAUAUUAAGCUAUGAUUUCUUUUCACUUUUUUUUUCUCUUGUUAAAUUUGAGUUUUCUAGAUAUAUUCGAAAUAAGUGUUUUUCUUUCUUGAAUCUUCAUGGCCUUAAUUUUAAGGGCGUCGGAUGACUUUUUACAGAGAGUAAAGUCUGGCGUCUCGUUGAAAAUAAAAAGCGAUCUAAAUCAGUCUCUUGGACCACUUUGAUGGUACAUGAUACUGCAGGGGUUGAGCUAGAGACAUUAAAACAAAGUCUAUCACAUAAGCUGUACAGAUUUAAUAGACAAGAGUUUCUUUUUCUUUUCUUCGUUAGAAGAAAACUUUGAUAAAUAAUUAUGUCAGAGGUUACUAAAUCUAAGAGAAAAAAGUAAAUGUCUGCUAAGGAAAUGAGUGGGAAAAGAUAAAAGCUUUGAGGAGAUUUUUCACAAUGAGGAGGGGGAAAAAGACACUGCAUUGUAGAAAAUGCAGUCGGUUGCAAAUGCUGAACUUGUUUUUAUUAUCAUAAUUAUUAUUUUACAUGGCAAGAUUGCUGUUGAUGACAUUAGUGCUUUUAUCUGCUACAUUUGACCUUUUUUUAUGAGCUUGAUGGUGUUUUUAGCCCGCUUUGCUUGUCACACUAUAAAAAAAAAAGAACAAAGAAAAGAAAGAAAAAAAAAUCUAAAACAAACAUAAAACGGUAGGAAAAAAAAUGUGCGCAGUGAUAAACUUCGUAGAUUGAGUAGGAGCUUACGGUUUAAACCAAUCAGUGCAAAAGCAAUAGAAGAAAUUGUUGACAAUUUCUGUAGUCUUUCCUAGUUGUGGAUCAAAUGCAGCCCAAGGAUGGCCAUUUUUAUACCAAAGAUGAAGAGACACUCUGAUCCAGAGUUUUGUUGUUUUUCAGUUAGAUUUUGUUGUUGAUGCUGUUGAUGUUAUUGUUGAUAUUGUUGUUGUUGCUGUUGUCAUUGUUGUUUUUAAUUUGACCUUGAUGGCCGGACCAGUCCGUACUUUUCCUUUCAUUACAAUUACACGUUUUGGCUAAAGCUACCUUCCACGGUCACACUAUCACACUGACGUCAAACAGUAUUUGAACGUAUGAUGCAACUAGUGGCAGUUCGACCUAAUGUCCCUCUCUGCCACUUAAAUUGUCUUUCCGCCUCUCAUCUGUCGUGUUCCACUCUUUCGCCAACUAUGGGGGCAUUCCACCAGUCAACAGUAAACACUAUAGGAAAUAUUGGGUAAUGUUGCAGCCCGCUCCUCGGUCAUUAAUGCUUCGCUUCUGGCUUUGUUGGCUCCCUGAUCUCUGCCUCGACGCCGUCUCUUCAUCUCAUUGGAUCAAUGACAACUGAACAAAACGGAUACAUUUUCUCCCCUCCCCGGGAGUCUCAUCAACGUUACCCUGCAUUUUCUCCCCUCCCCGGGAGUCUCAUCAACGUUACCCUGCAUUUUCUCCCCUCCCCGGGAGUCUCAUCAACGCUACCCUACAUUUUCUCCCCUCCCUGGGAGUCUCAUCAACAUUACCCUGCAUUUUCUCCCCUCCCCGGGAGUCUCAUCAACGUUACCCUGCAUUUUCUCCCCUCCCCGGGAGUCUCAUCAACGCUACCCUGCAUUUUCUCCCCUCCCUGGGAGUCUCAUCAACAUUACCCUGCAUUUUCUCCCCUCCCCGGGAGUCUCAUCAACGUUACCCUGCAUUUUUUCCCCUCUCCAGUCAUCCAGACAACACAUAGCAAAACUCUCCGGCACGCUCUCGUUUGUCUGCAUGGACGUCAAACAUGUCCUGUUAUCCCAGGCACGAUGUACUUAGGAGGACAGGAACUUAAUUCAAGACUAGCAUUGACACGUUAACCUCUGGUGUGCUUCGGUGUUUAAUAUAUCUCUGAACUCCAAACAUACAAAACGAACACAUGGAAGCAUAGUAGUGUCAUCUGCUUUAGCAAACAUUAUCUCUCUUGAAGAUCCAUAUUUAUGGGUUGGAUAAACACUACUGUACUCAGACCUAAGGGGUUAUUUUCCAGACAGAAUAGUGCACUACAAUAAUGUUGACAGUAACCUUUCAGCCAAGCCUAAAAAGCCUGUCUUCUCCGCCUCUAGACUCAGUAGCCUGUAAACAUCUCUGCCCCACUCCUUUCAGCCUUUCAUCAAACCCCUAUCCAUUGUACACAGUACCCUGUGUCUGGAGCGCUGUGUGUCUCUAUCCCCAUUACAGUACCCUGUGUCUGGAGCGCUGUGUGUCUCUAUCCCCAUUACAGUACCCUGUGUCUGGAGCGCUGUGUGUCUCUAUCCCCAUUACAGUACCCUGUGUCUGGAGCGCUGUGUGUCUCUAUCCCCAUUACAGUACCCUGUGUCUGAGCGCUGUGUGUCUCUAUCCCCAUUACAGUACCCUGUGUCUGGAGCGCUGUGUGUCUCUAUCCCCAUUACAGUACCCUGUGUCUGGAGCGCUGUGUGUCUCUAUCCCCAUUACAGUACCCUGUGUCUGGAGCGCUGUGUGUCUCUAUCCCCAUUACAGUACCCUGUGUCUGAGCGCUGUGUGUCUCCAUCCCCAUUACAGUACCCUGUGUCUGGAGCGCUGUGUGUCUCUAUCCCCAUUACAGUACCCUGCGUCUGGAGCGCUGUGUGUCUCUAUCCCCAUUACAGUACCCUGUGUCUGGAGCGCUGUGUGUCUCCAUCCUCAUUACAGUACCCUGUGUCUGGAGCGCUGUGUGUCUCCAUCCCCAUUACAGUACCCUGUGUCUGGAGCGCUGUGUGUCUCCAUCCUCAUUACAGUACCCUGUGUCUGAAAUGGGACCUUAUUGCCUAUAUAGUGCACUACAUUUGACCAGGCACUGCAUCUCAGUGCAAAAGGCAUCACUACAGUCCCUGGGUCGAAUCCAGGCUACAUCACAUCCGGCCAUGAUUGGGAGUCCCAUAGGGCGGCACACAAUUGUCCCAGCGUCGUCCGGGGUAGGCCGUCAUUGUAAGUAAGAAUUUGUUCUUAACUGACUUACCUAGUUAAAUAAAGGUUAAAUCAAAUUAAAUAAAUAGGGCUCUGGUCAUAAAAUCGGGCUCCAUGUUAAGAAUAGGGUUCCAUUCCGGACAACACCUCUGGGUCCCUGCCUGCCUGCUCACUGUGGUGCUAGAGCCAUAAAAAGGCACCACUAAUCUGACCAGGCUUCACUCUCUCUCUUCUCUCACUCUUCCUCGGUGAGGUUUUCCCUCUUUAUUGGAUAGUGCAGGAGCUGAACCACAAAACCAAUUUUAGUCACAUUCUCAAUGAGCCUUGACGGGGCCCAAUUUGUCUCCCCUCAGGGCAUUGGGAUCCGCUCCAGUGUCCCCCAAAGCCUCUUUUUUAGAGAAAAAGAGGGAUUUUUGGUGUUCUUUUUUUCCGUUAACAAUUGCACGUUUUGAGAUCCAGCAGUUCAUGUGACUCAAAGGCAGGCUGUGCAUUGCGUUCUGGGAAAGAUGGCAGUGACAUCAUGGGUCAGCUAUGACAUCGCACACAGAAAUGUCUGUAACAAUGUAAUUGUUCAUCGAGUGCCUUUAACGAAGCUUCCAAAUGAUUCCAAUAUCUACAGGAUAGAAAAAAAGCACAUGGAAAAGCUAUCUUAUAUAAGGGAACCGUACAUUUUUGAAGGAGUUGUGCUAAACUAGUACAAAUGUACAACCUACUCUAAGGUGCUACAGUGAAAGCUGUCUUGGGCAUGUGCCUGCUUUGUGUCCGUUGGUCUGUGACGCACUGGCUAUUGUCGAUCAACAUUCAUUUACUACAGUGGCUCAUCCCAUUGGGUUGUGCUUUUCACAACCAAUAGAAAACGGGCCCAUCGUGAACUACGUGGUCUACAUCGUGAGCUGCCAUCAUAGCCACCGUAACACAGGCAAUGCAAUCGGAGAAAAUAUAACCAUUCGACAAUCUGUUGUCCCGUAAAACAUUCGACCCACAUGUCUUCCAUCCAAUGACAAGUCAAUGAUCAAAUCUACUGCACCAAUCUACCAACACCAGAGCUACUCAGCUGCCCACUGUCCCCAAACACCUUUCUCUUUCCUCUUUUCACUCACCCUGUCACUUCCACUCAUCUUCUGCUUUCACUUUCCGAGUACAGAAAACUUUGAGAUCACAGGAUAUAUGUGCAAAGUCACCCACUUUACAAUUCCAACAGACAAACAAACCCAAAACGUCUGUGCCGUUUUCACACCAGUGACAACAACCUGUGUACAUUUCUGCACGUCUCUCCGGGUAAUGACAUUGAUUUUUGCCGCGUGGUUUUUUCGUGAGCAGGCGAGCUGCUACAGUAGGAGGUGUCCAGAUCUUAAGCUAGACCCGUUGGUCGGGGUCGACGUUUGCUCCUCAACCUCCAUGGUGUUCAAACUGUACCUGAAACGAUGUGCUCUACAUCACAGACCACUCUUACAGCUGCUACUUUAAGAGACAGACUAAAGAAGAAACCAUUGAUUAACCGUAGGAAUCUGAUCGCACUCACCUUUGAUCACAAAGGUCAACGCGCUACACAUGUUGUCACCGUCUAAGAUUCAAUAGCAAUGACAAUACAAGGAAAAUUAGGUGACAAAUAGAAAUGACCAAAAAAAAGCACACAACAGAACUGUAUACGCUCCAAAUUGCUACCAGAGAUUCAAGAAAGACGAAACAUUGAAGUGAGGAGAGGUUUCCCUCAGUGCGGUAAGAGCGAUAUCGAUGCGGUCAUUAUGUGGUUGAAAUGGCAGUAUCAAGACUGACUGAACUCCUCUCUUAUUCUACGCUAGUUGUAACACAAUGGCCGGGCAAGAUGCCUGAUAAACAUGUACAGUGAUUCUCACUGCGUUUUAGGGAGCUGCAGUUAAAGAUCUAGCUCGCUAGCCUAUGUGUCAGAACAAACCAGCCAGAGAGGGUCAUUGGCUCUACUACAUUCGCUGACACACACACAUACUCACUAUUGCCAGACAUUUCUGAGUAUUACACACACACACACACACACACACACAGUGUUUCAGUCAGUGUGUUAGUCUUCUCAUUAUCUCUUCAUCAGAGUACGGUUAUCACUCUGCUCUUCAUUGCUUACCAUCCUAGUCUCAGUUACUUAGGCUCUAUGGGGCCAACUUCCACGUGAGUAAAAUGUUCACGUUCUCUCCCAUUGACAUCAAUGCAUCACUAACCUAAGCAUAGACUUUAGUGGAAGUUAGGAUUCGCCCCGAUGUCUUUGGUAUGUCCAGAGCAGCCGUGUUCCGUUUCAGUCUACUGUAUCUAUCCAGGCUGGGCCACAGAGCUGCUUCAGUUCACUGCCUUUUUAACGCCGUCCAGUUCUCCAAUCCGUCCCAUGUUGUGUCUGUCUCACUGCCUCCGUCCAGAUAUCAAGCCAGUCGGUCAUAUCUAGCUACCAUAUUUCUAUCAAGUCCUAGGAACAUAUUCACCACAAUGGCAUUCCAAGUUGAUCAAUGUCAUACCCCAUUGUCAUAGGCUUCUUGUGAUUUCCCACAUUGUGACUAGACAGUGGUUUAGAGAAGACUGGCCCUGUGUCCAAAAUGGACCCUAUGUCUAUAUAGGGGAUACUGUGUCCUAUAUUGGCACCCUAUUCUCCAUACAAUGCACAACUGGACUGUAUUAUGACAGACGGUGCCUCAGAGUUGGGACUCCCACAGUGUGACAGGAGAGCUCCGGGCUCGAUAUAACUCAACACUCUUUCAGCUCUUACCACCACGUAAUUCAGUGGGGAAAUUGCUCAAAAAAAAAAAAUGUGUCCCACGCUUUUUAAUUGAUGCUCCGGUUCACCUUUGACGGGAGGCAUCGAUUGGCCACACAUCCCCAGGAGCUCAGCCAACUGGCUAACCUAACACACACCUUCCUCGGAAUGAAAUGGCUCCCAGAGACGUCAAACACUA
This is a messenger RNA of Oncorhynchus tshawytscha (Chinook salmon), 8275 nucleotides long. RefSeq names its product RNA-binding motif, single-stranded-interacting protein 3. NCBI's taxonomy places the organism in Eukaryota, Metazoa, Chordata, Actinopteri, Salmoniformes, Salmonidae. The transcript is spliced from 15 exons. Gene Ontology annotation, cellular component: cytosol; ribonucleoprotein complex. Gene Ontology annotation, molecular function: mRNA binding. The record is from RefSeq and is a predicted model, not a curated record. The coding region runs from base 795 to 2042 and encodes 415 amino acids.